ACGCGGUGAGGAUUCAAAAGCGAUGGGAUUAUAAUUCACAAGCUCUGCAAAUAUGUUUAAAAAGUGUCGCCGGAGAUGUUGUUUAUCCUAGUGACCCCAAUUACACAGUAUUAGUUCAAGGCGUUAAUACAGAUAUAAAAAGAUAUCCUGCGGCUUUAUUGUAUGCGGCAAACGAGAAUGAUAUAAAAAUUGCAAUAUAUUGCGCGAAAAUUCUCAAAAUACAAAUUGUCGCACGUUCUGGAGGACAUUCAUUUGAAGACUACUCUCUUGGCGGAAACGAUGGUGCACUCGUUGUUGACUUGAAAAACUUUUCCGAUUUAAUUAUCGACACUAAGACACAAACUGCUAUAAUUGGGACUGGAAAUAGACUCGGUCCUAUAUAUUAUAAACUUAGUCAACUCGGAUACAUUAUUCCAGCCGGUACUUGUCCAGCAGUUGGUAUCGGUGGUCAUUCUUUAGGUGGCGGUUUUGGCUUAUAUUCUCGAGAAUUCGGUUUGGUUACUGAUCAUAUUCUUUCGAUUCAAAUAGUCAGCGCAAAUGGAACAGUCUUAACCGCAAAUAAUGUUUCACAUCCCGAUUUAUUCUUUGCAUUGAGAGGUGCUGGAGGAGGCAAUUACGGAAUUGUUACUAGAAUCAAAUUUAGAAUCAACCCUUAUUCAGGAAAUGUUACAGUUUUUACUUUUCAGUGGCCGAACACAACAAUUGCUCAUAAAUUUAUUCCUGCGAUGGAAAAAUUUUCCGCUCAUGGCACCAGGCGUAUAACGACAAAAACUAAAUGGGCUAAAGACACAUUUAUAUUUAAUGGCAUCUUUUUAGGACAACCGUGGGAACUUGAUAAAGAAUUGAAUGAAUGGCUAUCCACGACUCCUGAUUAUCAAGUCGUGAAAAAUGAAUCACAGACAUUAUUUGAAUCCGUAUAUGAUUUUUCUGACCAAAUGACUAUUCAAGAUGUCAUUAACCCUAAACUAGCAUCAUAUUCUUUCAAAGCUAAAUCUUUUUUGAUCGAUCAAAAAGGUUUAUCCGAUGAAGGAAUCGCUUUCAUGGACAAUUUUCUUAGCAACGUUAAUAAGGAUUGCAAUGUUUUUUCUUUGAUGGACAUUUUUGGCGGAGCUGUCGCUCAAGUUCCUAAAAAUGCUACUGCAUUUGUUCAUCGCGACGUAUCAUUCGGUAUUCAAAUGUUAUCAGCAUGGGAAAAUCCUGAUAUCGCUAAAGAGUGUAAAGACGCCGUAAAUUCUUUUUCUUUAGAAUUCCGGUCACGUUAUGCAUCACCGUUCAGUUAUCAGAAUUAUAUCGAUAUUGAUUUGCCAAAUUACUUAAAAAUGGAAAUCAUUAAUAACGAUAAAAGCAAAAACAAAGAUAUCUUUAAAAAAUUACCUAAUGAGAUAAUACAAAAGAUUCUUGGUCUUUUAAAUGCACGAGAUAUUUUUUCAAUUUCCUUGCAUGUUCAGGAUGAUUACGUAUGGCAUUUAAUGUGUAAGAAUCAAUUCAGUGAAGAAAGUAUCAAUGAAGAGAGAGAACGACUAAGAAGGGUGAAUAGCGCACAAACCAACGUUGGACCGGAUGCAUCAGAAUCUUUGUCGUCGAUGGAUGAAGAGGAUUUCGACGAGAACAUCAACUGGCAAAGCUUGUAUAUGAAACUAUCUCGACCAAUGAGUUUUUUGGCGAGAGAUCGUGGAGUUGUUUGGUUGGAUACUGCGGAUGGAGGUACUCAUCACUGGAAAACGUUAGAUUGUGAUGAAAGUGAAUAUGGAAAAGUUGUUUUUUUGGAUUAUGUUUGGUGGUUUGAUGUUUGGGGUAUUAUCUCAAACGUGCGACCUGGAAUUUAUGAUGUUGUUUGGCGCUUUAAAGUUGAUUCAAAUUUCAGUCUUCAAAGUUUAAAUUUUGUGACUAAAGUUUUCGAAGUAUUUGAUGAGGAAAUAAGGGAGACAAAGACAACACAUUUAGCGGAUUCAAGUGUAUUUGAACAUAUUGCUAAUGACGGUGGUUGGGUAGAAUACUGCCUACCAGAUCAAAUUACAGUUCCAGAAGAACGAGUAAUCGGUUCAGUUCGAAUUCCACACUCAGUUGAAUGUAAAAUUUAUAAUUAUUUGGGAUUUAUUAAAAGAGGAUUGUGGAUUGAUUACGUGUGGUUGCGUAUUCAUCGAGAAAAUCGACUUGAGGAGAAUGAAGUGAAAGAUAUUCAUCAAGUUGAGGAGGAUAAAGUGAAAGAAACUGUUUUGUAA
Messenger RNA from Ambispora leptoticha, 2222 nucleotides. NCBI's taxonomy places the organism in Eukaryota, Fungi, Glomeromycota, Glomeromycetes, Archaeosporales, Ambisporaceae. The record is from the annotation of a GenBank genome assembly.